UACCAGUUUCCUCAGUUCUCAGACCAGCUGAGGGCUUUUAAACCGAACUGAAGGUCAUUUGCAAGAAACAUGAAAGAAUAUAAAGCAUCUUCUUUUCACUGAUAUUCAGAAAGGAUUAUAUUUAUUUUGGAACUAUUUAUUGUGCAUGAAGGAUACCUAAGAAAACAAAAUGAAGAAAACAUGGAUUGUAGCACUGGUGUGCUUGACAGCAACCCUGUCAAGAGUACAGACAACAGACACAAACACAACAAGCACAAGCGUUGACACAACACCAGAUAAUACAACUGAGAUGACAGCAGCAACAGGAGAGACUCCCACAAGUACUGAACAAACACCUACAACAAACCUGGUCACAGACACAGAGCAAUCACAGAGCUCGGUUAUUCAAACCACUCUGCAAGCUCUGGCAAGUUUUGUGACAACUACUAGUGAAUUCCUAUCAACAAAUCUUGUAACUUCAAAUCAAGAACAAUCUACAGAAAAUUUAGAAAUAAGCCCAACUGAAAUUCCAACAUCGACUACAGAACAAGAAACCACAAAUGAUUCAAAUAAUGCAUCAACUACAGGUGAAGUUCUCACAAGUCCUGAAUCAACCACAACUGAAUCAGUACCAAGCACAUCAACUCCAGUUGAGUCGACAAUGCAGGAAACAACAACUGUGGAGUCAACAAGUAUCACAGACCUUCUGACAUCAACUACAGAACAGGUAACUACCCUGGAAACAACCAUCUCAAAUGAGUCAGCAACAACAAGUGAAGUCCUCACAAGUCCUGAAUCAACCACAACUGAAUCAGUACCAAGCACACCAACUCCAGUUCAGUCGACAAUGCAGGAAACAACCACUUUAGAGACAACCACUUCAAAUGAUGCAGCUACUACAACUGAAGCUUUUACACGUUCUGAACCAACCACAACUGAAUCAUCACCAACUCCACCAACACAGCAGGAAACAACCACUUUAGAGUCAGAAACAAGUACCACUGAACUUCUGACAUCAACUGCAGAACAAGUAUCUACACUGGAAACAUCAACCCCAAGUGAACCAUUAACAACCCCAACAACUCCAGUAGAGUCAACAAUGCAGGACACAACCACUGUGGAGUCAACAACAAGUAUCAAUGAGAUUCUGACAUCAACUACAGAACAAGUAUCUACACUGGAAACAUCAACACCCAGUGAGCCUGCAACUACUACCGAAGUCCUCAUAAGUCCUGAAUCAACCACAACUGAAUCAGUAACAACCCCAACAACUCCACUUGAGUCAACAAUGCAGGAAACAACCACUGAAGAGUCAACAAGUACAAUUGAAUUUCUGACAUCAACUGCAGAGCUAGCAACUACCUUGGAAACAAUCCCAUCAACUGAUGCAGCUACUACAACUGAAGCCUCCACAAGUUCUGAACCAUUUACAACUGAAUCAUCAACAACUCCCAUUGAGUCAAUAACAACAAGUAUCUACACUGGAAACAUCAACCCCAAGUGA
Messenger RNA from Astyanax mexicanus (Mexican tetra), 1483 nucleotides. RefSeq lists its product as uncharacterized. The record is from RefSeq and is a predicted model, not a curated record. NCBI's taxonomy places the organism in Eukaryota, Metazoa, Chordata, Actinopteri, Characiformes, Acestrorhamphidae. The transcript is spliced from 4 exons. The coding region runs from base 170 to 1483 and encodes 437 amino acids.